GACUGAGACUAUCAAAACUGGUUCUCUUUCCUCUAACACGGGCUUCCCCUCUGGUCCUCUCUCAUUCACGUCCGGCUAAGAAUCCAACUGCUACACUUUUGUAACAGACUCUGGUUCUCCACGCGCCCCUCAAUGUAUCUCCACCCACCGCAAUAUUUUUUACAAAAAAACCCAAAUCAUACCAAAAUUCCUCACCAUCAACGACAAUCCUUUGCAUUCUUAGCUACCAAAACCCCCUCUUUCCAUGAAUAAAAACCCUAAUUUUCUCCCACAUUCUUUACAGGGAAUGUCUCUUGACUAUAAUGGACAUGGAUGAUGAUCUCACAAAAGAUCUCAGAUAUUGUUAAGGCAUGAAGGGCAAACAUGUGAAUGUACCAUGAUGAUUUUUCCUGAAGAAAUUGUCUUGGCAUGAAGGGAAAGCAUGUGCAUGUAUCAGAAUGAUUUACAACCAAGAUCAGAAUGUAGUAAUUAUGCUUGCUGAGAAUAUAGGUUUCUAGCAUCAUCCCAAUAUUUAAGCACAAACAAGCUUCAUAUAUGGUACAACUUAAAAAGCGUGUUGUACGACAAUCCACUGCACAAAAAUGAUGGAAAUACAUGAGGCACGCGCCUCAGGGUCAACUUUUUGCCAAAAAAAAAAAAAAAAAAAAAAACGCGCCUCAGGUGUGCAUCUGGAAAACUCGCGCCUUGUGAGGCUGAGGUGCUGAGGUCUGCGCCUGAGGGCGCCUUGCGCCUAGGCGCACCUUAGGUGUGCUUGUUUAAACCAAGGGGCCGGAUCCUAUGCACAAUAUCCGCGUAUUUACUUCCACAAUUACUAUAUAAUGUUGGUGAUGAGGCCUUAGAGGGAUGUACUACAAAACCCUAGAAAACUAAGAGCGCCGCCGCCGACCGACGCCUCCAUCGACAGUCUCUUCUUCAGCAGCAGCCCUCGAUUACUCAUUCCAUUUAUCUUUGUUUCAUUGGAACGAAUUGUUGCUUGAUUUCAUCGGUGUGCUCGUAAUUCCUACUUUUUGAAACUCUCAGUCAACCUCAUCAAUCCCGAAACUGGACAAAUCAUAAAGACAGAUGGAUAAGAAAUCUGUGAGGAAUCAGGAUUCCAAGAAGGCAUCCGUGGGUCCUAAAGGCCAGCCUUCAAAAACAAACAGAAAAGGGGAACACCCUGUACAGAUCUCACCAAUCACAGAGCCAGUUUCUGGUUCCAGACUCCCAGUUAAAUCGAUCUGCAUGAACUCUGCAUGCAGAGCUGUGGUUUCCGAUGUUGACGGCUUCUGCAAGAGGUGUUCAUGCUACUUUUGCCUUCAAUUUGAUGACAACAAAGAUCCUAGUCUUUGGUUGGAAUGCACAUCUGAUUCUACAUCAGAGUCAUGUGGUUUAUCUUGCCACAUUGAGUGUGCCCUCCUACGACAAAAGGUCGGAGUGGUUACGCUUGGCGAAGCAAUGCAGCUCGAUGGGAGCUAUUGUUGUGCUUCGUGUGGUCGUACCUCAGAGAUCCUUGAGUGUUGGAAGAAGCAGCUGACUGUUGCUAAGGAGUGCCGACGUGUUGAUAUCCUAUGCUAUAGGAUAAAUUUGUGUUUUAGGCUUCUUGAUGGCACAGUAAGGUUUCAAGACCUGCAUCGGUUUGUUAUAGAUGCAAAGGAUAAACUAGAGAUGGAAGUGGGCCCUUUGAGUAGGGUUCGUGCUACACGCAGUCAUGUCAGCAGACUCUCUGUUGCAGGGGAAGUGCAAGCGUUAUGUAAUGCUGCACUCCAAAAGGCAGAUGGAUUUUCUGCCACACCUUCUAGUGCCCCCGGUGGUAAAGAAAGCUCUGUUCCUCGAAUUGAAGGAACACGCAAAGAUGCUGAACCAGACUACUCUGGGAAGAUGCCCGGCACUUCAAAAGCUGAGAGGUCACCUUCUACGUCAAACAAGCUGGACGUGAAUCGCAACAAACUUCCUGAUCUUAAUGACGAAGCUACUCCAGAUGAAGCAGAUCACCCUAGGGAUGAAGCAGAUCACCGUAGUGGCGGAUCAGAAACCUUGGCCCAACAUGGGCUCAAUGUGGAAGUGCCUGCUGUUAACUCCCCGGCUGGGACGCCAAGAAAGAGGCCAGCUAGUAGAGAGGCUCAUGAUUCUGAUGGUACAUUUGUACAUAUCACACCCUUUCCGGCCCACAGGGGAGGACCUGGUAACUUGGAUCAAUACUUGGAGGUGUUCCGAAAGCUUGAGCGUGAAGGGCACAUAACUAAAGAAUUUAGACGAAAACUGUUCACGUGGUUUAGUCUGAGAUCAACCGAGCAGGAACGUAGCGUGGUCAACACUUACAUCCGAGCACUCGAGGAUGACCCGGAAAGCUUAGGUGAACAGUUGGUUGACUCAUUUGGUGAUAUCGUGAACAACAAAAAGCCUAGAAACUAAACAAGAGGGAAUCGCGCUUGUUUCUUGUAUAGGCAUUUUCCCCCUCACCAUUAGGGCAGCUAGACAUCUCAUAUUUUCUUUACAUUUAUUAACUGUUUUUGUUUUUGUUUUUUUUUUAAUUUUGUUUUGGUCAUUUUACAUUAAAAGUAUUUGUAACAGUUAUGUUGUAGACAGGUCUAGUUAUUUAUUUAUGAAUGAUUUGGUUCACCCAAUAUAAGUUUUAAA
Helianthus annuus (common sunflower) is the source of this 2616-nucleotide messenger RNA. Its product is annotated as VIN3-like protein 1. The transcript has 8 exons. The record is from RefSeq and is a predicted model, not a curated record. The coding region runs from base 1063 to 2391 and encodes 442 amino acids. Lineage: Eukaryota; Viridiplantae; Streptophyta; Magnoliopsida; Asterales; Asteraceae. Gene Ontology annotation, biological process: epigenetic regulation of gene expression; vernalization response.